This is a messenger RNA of Xenopus tropicalis (tropical clawed frog), 2715 nucleotides long. It is a transcript of the gene tcf4, whose product is annotated as transcription factor 4. NCBI's taxonomy places the organism in Eukaryota, Metazoa, Chordata, Amphibia, Anura, Pipidae. The record is from RefSeq and is a predicted model, not a curated record. The transcript has 20 exons. Bases 223 to 2340 code for a protein of 705 amino acids. Gene Ontology annotation, molecular function: protein dimerization activity. Gene Ontology annotation, cellular component: nucleus.
GAGCCGAAUUCAGCCCAAAACAGCACUAUUCGGGUUUCGGAUCGGGGUACCCCGAAUAGUGCUAUUUGCGUCUCCAUUCGGCUCCAGGCGCUAUCUGCUUUUGUUAUUUUCCCUGCCAAGCCUUCGCCCCCCCCUCUUCCUCUCAUGCCCAGCGACUGCCCCCCCAGCCCCAGAUGCCCAGCCACUGCCCCCCAUGCUCCCGGGUCCCUGUUGUGAGCUAAAAUGAAUCACCACCAGCGAAUGGCUGCCUUAGGGACGGACAAAGAGCUGAGUGAUUUACUGGAUUUCAGUGCGAUGUUUUCCCCUCCUGUGAGCAGUGGCAAGAAUGGACCAACUUCCCUGGCAAGUGGACAUUUUUCAGGAACAAAUGUAGAAGACAGAAGUAACUCAGGGUCCUGGGGGAACAGUGCACAUCCAAGUCCAUCUAGAAAGCUGUCAUGCAGUGUGCAAGCCAGCGUGCAUAGCCAUCCACCCCGGAGGUGGCUGCAUAGUUACGGGGAAGGAGGCCAUUUUGAACACAUGACCAGCAGGGAUCUGAGCUCGCACUCACAUGACAAUCUCUCGCCGCCGUUUGUCAACACAAGAAUACAAGGCAAAUCAGAUAGAAAUUCAUAUUCCUGUUAUGGGAGGGAUUCAGAGAUGCAGGGCUGCCAUCAGCAAAGCCUCCUUGGAGGGGACAUGGAAAUGGCAAACACAGGAGCACUUUCGCCUACGAAACCCGGAUCCCAAUACUAUCCGUACUCAAGCAAUAACCCCCGGAGGAGGCCUUUUCACGGCAGUUCAAUGGAAGUGCAAGCGAAGAAGGUCAGGAAGGUUCCACCUGGACUACCCUCUUCGGUUUAUGCCCCAUCAGCAAGCACUGCCGACUACAAUAGGGACUCGCCAGGUUAUCCAUCCUCAAAGCCAGCCGCCAGCACUUUUCCCAGUUCCUUCUUCAUGCAAGAUGGCCACCAUAGCAGUGACCCAUGGAGUUCAUCCAGUGGAAUGAACCAAGCUGGGUAUGGAGGGAUGCUUGGCAACUCUUCUCAUAUUCCACAGUCAAGCAGCUACUGUAACCUGCAUCCACAUGAACGACUGAGCUAUCCAUCACACUCCUCCACAGACAUCAAUUCCAGCCUUCCUCCAAUGUCUACAUUUCAUCGCAGUGGUACAAAUCAUUACAGUACCUCGUCCUGCACGCCACCGGCCAAUGGAACAGAAAGCAUCAUGACAAACAGAGGGAGCGCGGCAACCGGGAGCUCGCAGACCGGCGAUGCGCUGGGGAAAGCACUUGCCUCUAUUUAUUCUCCAGAUCACACCAACAACAGUUUCUCAUCAAACCCAUCAACUCCAGUUGGGUCUCCACCUUCUCUAUCAGCAAGCACAGCUGUUUGGUCAAGGAACGGAGGACAGACUUCCUCAUCUCCAAACUACGAGGGCCCAUUGCACACUCUAACACAGCAAAGUCGAAUUGAGGACAGAUUGGAAAGACUAGAUGAUGCAAUUCACGUCUUACGGAACCACGCAGUGGGGCCUUCAACAGCCAUGCCAGGAAGCCACAGCGAGUUACAUGGGCUAAUAGGUCCUUCUCACAAUGGGGCGAUGGGUGGCAUUGGAUCAGGAUAUGGAACGGGUCUCCUCUCGGCAAACAGGCAUUCCCUGAUGGUUGGAGCUCAUCGUGAAGAUGGUGUUAAUCUACGGGGCAGUCACUCCCUCGUGCCAAAUCAGGUGUCCGUCCCACAGUUACCUGUACAGUCGGCUACGUCACCCGAUUUGAACUCCGACCAAGACCCAUACCGGGGUAUCCCAACCGGUCUCCAAGCACAGGCCGUCUCUCCAGGCAGUUCCGAGAUCAAAUCCGAAGACGAAGGGGACGAAAACCUUCACGACUCGAAAUCUUCCGACGACAAGAAAUUAGAUGACGACAAGAAGGAUGUCAAAUCAAUUACAAGCAAUAAUGAUGAUGAAGACCUGACCCCAGAGCAGAAGGCAGAGAGAGAGAAGGAAAGGCGGAUGGCAAACAAUGCGCGAGAGCGCCUCCGCGUCCGUGAUAUUAAUGAGGCUUUCAAGGAGCUGGGCCGCAUGGUGCAACUUCACCUGAAGAGCGAUAAGCCCCAAACCAAGCUCUUAAUACUGCACCAGGCCGUGGCAGUCAUACUGAGCUUAGAGCAGCAAGUCCGCGGUAAUCCUACCCUCCUCUCUAUAUUGGACCUUCUAGUAUUAGAGAGAAAUCUGAACCCUAAAGCUGCCUGCCUAAAGCGAAGAGAAGAAGAAAAGGUUUCCUCCGACCCCUCGCCUCUGUCCCUGGCAGGCCCUCACCCUGGGAUGGGAGAUGCAGCAAAUCAUUUGGGGCAGAUGUAAAAAGGUCCAAGGUUUUUUUCAUUUUUUUUUUUUUUUUUUUGCGUUUCUUCGUUUAGACAAGAAGCCACUUCCUUAACAGCUGUAUUAUCUUAAACCCACACAAACACUUCUCCUGUAUCCCUUUUUUCUUUUUGUAAGAUAUGAGACAAGUCUGAGUAGUUAUAUGCACCGCAGACGCAAGAGGUUUCAGCAUUCCCGAUGCAAGAAAAAAAAAAAACGGAAAAAAAGUGCAACUUGAGAACUUUUCAGUGUUACCGUAUAGCGAAUGUUCCAAGCAUUGCGUCGCAGCCUCGUGACUGGCAAUCUUCUCCACACUGUGGAACCAUGCAUUUGUGCCUAAACUUCUUUUGGAAUAAAGAAAAAAAAAAUAUAUAA